CGAUGGACAAGUAGGCUGGCAGAGAAGGCGCCCAAACACUCUAGCACCAACUAAGGUGGCAUAGGAGUAUUAUUCCAGCGCAACUCUGAUAUAGCGCCAUUGUUGUGAGAGGGACUACAUAUUGAAGAAUAAUGAGACACCUGUCAAGCAUUCAUGAGUCUUAUCUCUAGAAGUGACGUGGUUCCAUGGCUGUCUCAGAAUAUGGUCGCUCCAUGAUUUGGUGGUUCUAUUGAUCACACGGUGGUUUUAUUUUUUUUCUUUCGAGAUUGAUCCGAUGUUCAAUAUAUUGCUUCACCCAGUUUGGACAAUAGUUGAGGGAGUCAGGAUGGUAUAGUCAUUGCACAAUGCGGGCUUGGUCUUUUUUGUACUCUAAAUCUCCGCCACCCUCUCAUGACUACUGUACUCUCAUCCCACAACUACUGCUUCCUCGUCCAACAACUACUACUCUCUUCCAACAACACAAAUAUCACGACUACAGUAUUCGAUCAUUGUUCCCUUACCUGGAAAAACACAUCUCGACGCCUCUUCUUGUAACCAUGCGAGUUACAGAACGCAGUUCGCUUAUGCGACUUAUCCAAGACGUACCACUUUGGAGUUCCCGAAUCGGGGACCUUGCAACCCUUCAACAGAAUCAUUCAGAGUCUUUCCUGGUAGCCCUGGAUAUUGAGAGAUCGAGUCAACCCGCCGAAGCCGAGGGAUCUCGAAAGCGUUGCGGAGACAUUAGCGAAAUUGGAAUAGCAGUCCAACGUUUGAACGGUCCAAUCACUCAACCAUACACGGGCAUCAAGCAGCUAUAUGAUGAACGCGGUGCAGACGCAUUCACUGUCCGGAUCCGAGAAAGAACCAAGUUACCAAAAGAGAAGGCGAUUGGAGAGGUUAUUGAGAGUAACCCUAACAACGUUGCAACUGCAAUCAAGGGCAUUCUUUCGAAAUAUAAUGGGGACCGAAUACUUGUUGGAUUCGACCUUCAUCACGAGUUCAAAUGGAUAGUAGAAGACUGCCCGUCUAUUAUUCCCUACUUCACAGCGUGGUUAGACGUACAAGAAAUGGCGUCUCAGCGAUGCAAAGAAUUCGAGCCAGCUAAGCUGCCCCCGUCUGUACCUGGACUUUCGAAUGUCUUGAAGGCUAUGAACAUACAAGACGAACGCUGCCACAUGCGCACUCAUUAUGCCGCAAAUGAUGCAUUACGAUCUCUGAUAGUACUGUGUGGUCUGGCAUCUGAUCCUUCUCUGCUUUCCGACAUGUAUUCAAAACCAGACACUGGUAAUGUCUCACGGUAUUCACAACUCAUAUGCAGCACUAAAGGCACCUACCACCCAUUUAUGGCCAGCAUUAGUUCUAUCGAUGGCGAAAAGCUUCCUCCAUGGUCACCCAGAGCCGUUUCCCAGCAUUUUGCAACGUACUCUGGACUAAAGGCCGUUGGGUUAAAUUGGAGGAGGGAAGUAGAUAAGAUGUUAGGCGUGAGAUUCUGGCAGCUGUCAUUUCAUAAUAUCGAAUCUCUGAAUGAGUUCAUUGCUGAGGUUAACGGGUCAACCAUCGAUGGAACUAAGCUUUUGGUCACCCAAGUUCGAAGAGCGCGGAGAGCGGACAGGCAGAUGCAUAAAGGUUGACAUAUGAAAUGAAGUUAUGUGUUCUUCAAUCUUUACCUAAGCCAUAAGCACCUACUUCAUCUAAUGACCUUUUGUGCUCCUGAGUAAGCGACUUUUCAUUGCCUCUCCCGUGGAUCUUUAAGUGAGAAGUAUGUGAAAGAAUGGGAUGUUGUGGCAUUGAUAUACCUCCCAAUGUCUUGCUUUCACAGUUUGCUGGAGGCACUAGGUAUCAAUAGAAAGGUGAUUUAUGUAGGUAGUUGCUAUCUAUAGUUAUACCGUACACAUUCUUGCUUGUAGGUAUAGAGUCGGUGUUGGUAAGGCUGAUCACAUCCUAAAAGUACCACAGGUCUAUGAUGCGUUUAGGCAUCAAC
This is a messenger RNA of Aaosphaeria arxii CBS 175.79, 1960 nucleotides long. RefSeq lists its product as uncharacterized. Lineage: Eukaryota; Fungi; Ascomycota; Dothideomycetes; Pleosporales. The coding region runs from base 345 to 1610 and encodes 421 amino acids. The transcript has a single exon. The record is from RefSeq and is a predicted model, not a curated record.